GCCGCUUAUUCAGUCUGCUACAGGUCUCGAGCCCUGACUUCAACUAACUAUAAAACGAAUUAUUUAUUUUUAGUAUAAUCUACUGUUUUGCAUCUGUUAUAGAUGUGUUGGUGGUUGUUUAAUUUUUACGAAUAAGAUUUAUAGCGCAAUUUUACGUUGAGCACCCAAGACUGUAUGGUACCUGUCAUACGCGCUCUUCUUUAUUCAUUGCAAUUUCUAUAUUAAGAAGAAAAAAAAUCUUAACACACAUUUACAUCGUUUCUUUGAUAGAAACGGUGCUUGUGGUAGUAAUAAAAUGGGUUCAACUUUGCAUAUCACUUUUUUAACCCUGUCCUUAACCAACGUUGUGCUGUCGGAAUUGUUUCACUCGGAGGAGACCAUCCCCGUCAGAAACAGUGUGAAGACCAUCGGUCGGCUAUGGAAAAGGAGCGAGGAGGAACAGAGCUUCAGAUUGACAGCUUUCGGCCAGGACUUCACACUGAAUUUGACUCCGGAUGACUCGUUUGUUGCUCCAACGUUAACCAUUCAGCACAUACAAUCGAAACAUCUGGCUGCACUUUUCAACGGCACCAGAUCAGGACAUUUUACCGGUGGUAUCACCAAGACAGAAGGGAAUAGGGACGACCUUACCGGCUGCUUCUACUCAGGGAAUGUGGACACCGACCAGGAAUCUGCUGUCGUGGUGAGCCUGUGCCACGGGAUGCAAGGGUCCUUCAUAGCGCACGGGUAUGAGUAUCUAAUUAAACCCAAAGUUCUUGGCCAAGGUAAAAUAGAGAGAUCACUCUUGCAGGUGCACGUUAUAAAAAGGAGAGUUUUGACCGACGCACAAAAGAUUUCCAAGACUUUCCAAGCUUUUGAUCAGGUGAAGGAUAAGAGCCGUCUGGCCACAGAUGACGGCACUUCAUCUCCUGUUGAUGAUGCUGAGAGAGCGAAGGGACGGAAGCGACGGUUUGUCUCCUCUCCAAGAUAUAUCGAGACGCUGGUCGUAGCAGACGCUUCAAUGACACAUUUCUAUGGAGACGAAAUAAAGCAUUACCUGCUGACUCUCAUGGCAGUGGCGGCGCGGGUCUACCGCCACCCCAGUCUGAAGAACUCAGUGAGCCUGGUGGUUGUGAAGAUGCUGGUGGUGGAGGACGAAGACGUAGGGCCCCAGGUGUCCAGCAACGGAGGAAUGACCCUCAGGAACUUCUGUAACUGGCAGCAGCUCUUCAACCCCUCCAGCCAGAGGCACCUUGAACACUACGAUACAGCCAUCUUAUUCACCAGACAGGACAUCUGUGGUCAGAGGAGUUGUGACACCCUGGGGAUGGCUGACGUGGGCACCAUGUGUGACCCCAAGAGAAGCUGCUCUGUAAUAGAGGAUAACGGUCUGCAGGCGGCCUACACCGUGACACACGAGCUAGGUCAUGUACUCAGCAUGCCUCAUGACGACUCUAAUAACUGUAUCAGAUGGUUCGGACACCUGGACGGGCCCCACAUGAUGGCGUCUGUGUUCUUUAGCCUCAACAGGACCUUGCCAUGGUCGCCAUGUAGCGCCCGUUAUGUCACAGAGUUCUUCGACAAUGGAUAUGGUGACUGUCUGUUGGAUCCUCCAGAGCAGACUCUACCUCUCCCUGUUGAUCCCCCCGGUGUCUCCUACAACCUGGACCGUCAGUGCCAGCAGGCCUUCGGGGAGGAGUUCACCCUGUGCCCGGACACCCCAGAGGACCAGACUUGCAGCCAGCUGUGGUGCCGGGAGGAGGGCCAGCCACACUGCACCACCCGGAACGGCAGCCUGCCCUGGGCUGAUGGCACACUCUGCUGGGUUGGGGCUGGGGCUGGUGCUGGGGCCAACACCACCUGUCAGGGAGGUGUCUGUGCUGCAGUGACUGAUCAGCAGAAAAUAAAGGAGCCUGUGGACGGAGGCUGGAGUGUGUGGGGCCCCUGGGGGUUGUGCUCCAGGUCAUGUGGCGGAGGGGUGGAGUUUUCCCAGAGAGAAUGCACUGAUCCCAAGCCACAGAAUGGAGGAGCAUACUGUGUGGGACAGAGAGCCAAGUACCAGUCCUGUCACAUACAGGCCUGCCAAGAUGAGCAUGGUAAGAGCUUCAGAGAUGAGCAGUGUGAGAAGUACAACAGCGACCGAUACCUGGACAUCCAUGGGAACAUCAAGCAGUGGAUCCCCAAGUACAACGGUGUCUCACCAAGGGACAGGUGCAAACUGUUCUGCAGAGCAAGAGACAGCAAUGAAUUCAAAGUCUUCGAGGCCAAGGUUGUUGAUGGCACCACCUGUGGCCCAGACACCACCUCCAUCUGUGUCCAGGGACAGUGCGUCAAAGCUGGCUGCGACCAGGUGAUCGGCUCCAGUGUGAAGCUGGACAAAUGUGGCGUGUGUGGGGGUGAUGGAACAACCUGCAGGAAGAUCACUGGAUCGAUGAAUAAAGCCAUAUUUGGCUACAACAACAUUGUGACCAUUCCGGCCGGGGCCACCAACAUUGACAUCAAGCAAAAGAGCCACCGCGGGAUCAAACACGACGGCAACUACCUGGCCUUGAAGACAGAAGGUUCCUACAUCCUGAACGGGAAUUUCUCUGUGUCCAUAGCAGAGCAGGACAUCCCAGUCCUGGGUGCCGUACUCCGGUACAGUGGUUCCUCCACCACCCUGGAGAGGGUCCUGAGUUACCAGAAGCUCCGGCAGGCAGUCACUGUCCAACUCCUGUCCACAGCCGGAGACGCCUCUCCCCCUAGGGUCAAGUACACCUUUUUCCUCUCCAGGGAUGUCCCCUUCACCAAGCCUGGAGCUGAGGGUAAAGCUUCGCUACAUGCGAUUUUGCCACUAGGGGGCGCAGAGUGGGCUCUGGGGGAGUGGUCCGAGUGCUCCAAGAGCUGCGGCUCAGGUUGGUCGAGAAGGAACGUGGAGUGCCGGGACGGGGGGGCCACCUUGUCCUUCUCCUGUGAUGAGGACCUGCGGCCGGUAGACAUCCGGCCAUGUGGGGACCUGCCCUGCCCUGUCUGGCAGAUGGGUCCCUGGUCGGCAUGCUCGAGGACAUGUGGUGUGGGGGUGCGCCAUCGAAGCGUGCUGUGUAUUGACUACACCGGGAAGAUGGCAGAGCUAGGGAAAUGUAACCCCGCCAAGAGGCCAGAGGUGGUUUCUUCAGAGUGCAGCUACCAGGACUGCUGAGUCUGUGCUGAUAAAGCAGGAAGGGAAAGAGCAGUUGGUGGCAGUGGUGGGAUCCAAGGCUGAGGGAAGUAGUGUAGGAAGCUAGUUAGUUAGUCAACUAACCAAUACACAACCCUUUCCCAACCACCACGACCAUGCUUCAGAGACAAGCAGUGAAGCUAGAAUAAUCAAGAGUAGAUGGUUCACUAUAUCGACCAGAACCAAAACUGUGGCUUGGUUGUAGAAAAAUGUCUAAUUUGAUAGAUUCACUUAAUUCUUUCUAUGUUUAUUUCCUUGAUGAUGUCAUAGCUUCAAAACUACUAUUGACGGUUUGUUAUCCAACAGAGAUCUACCUCAAAGGAUGUAAUAAUCAACUAUCACUUCUUAACCUGAAGUUUCUGUUUGCAUCUAGCUUAACACAUUAUGAAAGGCACAUCUAACCUUUGCACAAAUGCUGCUGAUAUUCCGCUGGAGUGGUUUAAUACCGCUAUCAUUCAUUUUUGUCAAAAUACAUAAUCACAUCCCAGAUUAGUUCGCUCAGGGAUGGGCAACUGGUGGCCCAAGGGCCGCAUGUCCCCCUUUUGAAGGCCCUCAAAUCAAUUCAAAGUGUACUACCUAAUCAAAUCAAGUGACAUUCAAUAUUUUAGGGAGUAAAGUAAAACCUUUUUCAUUUGAAAGUCUUAUCUGAACAUCUGAAACCCCGUUCCAUUCUGUCUGUAUUUCUGGAACACUGGAGCAUGUUUUGGAUGUCAACUCUCUGGCCACAAAGAUAAACUCACACUAUCACAUUUCUCACAUAAAUCAGAGCUAUUUAAUUAAGUAGGGAAGUUUGAAACAAACCCACAUAACCUUUUCAAUUUGCUUGACUGUCUGUAGCUACAUCAACUGUAAUAGGGAAUUUGAGUUUAGGUUAAACAAAUGUAUAUUGAAAUAUGCAUAUUCAUGAUAGAAGUACUAGUGCUUCAAAAAUGUUUUAUCCACAGCUAGUUGGAAUGUUUUUGUGGCAUUCUUUUAAAACAAAUGUCUGUAAUGUUAAUAACAAGGAGAUAACAAUUAGAUUUUAUUUAUUUUUCUUAACUUUGUUUUAAUUUGUUUUCGUUAUUAUUUUUGGGAAUGCUGUAGAUAAACAUUUUAUGAGUUAUGUUUUUUCAUCAACUAAUGACAAGGAAAACAAUGGAGUAUCUGUAUCUAAUGUAAAACAUGUAUAUGAUGCUUCAUUUGAAAUGUGCUGUCCCAGAAAAUAUGGCAUUAUGAAAACUUAGCUGAAGAAUAAUACUUUUGAGCUCAACUGAAACGAGCAUAGCAGCUAUUAAAAUGGUGUAAAUGUACUUUAUGAUGCCACAACCUAGAUGCCAUUCAUUAAUUUGUGUUAAAUAGCAUGUAGAAUCACAGCUUCUUUUAGAAAUGAAAUAAGAAAUGAGAAGUAAUUUACGUACAGUUGAAGUCGGAAGUUUACAUACACCUUAGCCAAAUACAUUUAAACUCAG
This is a messenger RNA of Coregonus clupeaformis (lake whitefish), 4623 nucleotides long. It is a transcript of the gene adamts8a, whose product is annotated as ADAM metallopeptidase with thrombospondin type 1 motif, 8a. The coding region runs from base 296 to 3157 and encodes 953 amino acids. NCBI's taxonomy places the organism in Eukaryota, Metazoa, Chordata, Actinopteri, Salmoniformes, Salmonidae. The record is from RefSeq and is a predicted model, not a curated record. Gene Ontology annotation, biological process: proteolysis; extracellular matrix organization. The transcript is spliced from 9 exons. Gene Ontology annotation, molecular function: metalloendopeptidase activity; zinc ion binding.